Molecule: messenger RNA, 1273 nt
Organism: Owenia fusiformis
Lineage: Eukaryota; Metazoa; Annelida; Polychaeta; Sabellida; Oweniidae
Source: the annotation of a GenBank genome assembly
UAUAAGACAGCGCUUAUGUUUUUCACUUAUUGUACACUAUUUCAUUUCAACAGGCGAGACAUUUAUCUAUAAACAUUUAUGAUCGAUAUAGUAAUGAGCUGGAUGAUUUUGGAUUGGUAAUACAAAAAGAAAUACAUUCAAAGAUGACAUUAUCUUAAUGUAGAUAAAGAUUUCGACAAUUUGGAGUUCCCUCGUCAUUAUCUUAAUGUAGAUAAAAAUUUCUACAAUUUGGAGUUCCCCCAAAUAUCAUCAAACAUGCUGAGUAUUUGGAAACAGUGGUGCUGUAGUGUCGUUAUGUUGCUCUACGUUUGUUUGAGCAUCCACCUCUCAGUAUUAGCAGCUCCAUUAGACACAACGAGAACAGACGUUUCAGUGGAAAAUACCACUGAAUAUACUUCAACAAUCGAUACAUCAGCCUUUGACUCUUCAACAGAGAGCACAUCUAUUUUUGAUGAUUCAAUAAUAGAUACAUCUAUUAUUGACACUUCAGCAAUAGAUUCAUAUACUCAUGAUGCUUCAUCAAAGAGUAACAUAAGAUUAGAUUCUACAACUGAGUCUAUCAUCUCAACAGUUUUGCCUGUAAGUGCUGAUCUGUCUACCACUGGUACAAGCACUAUCACAUACAGUGAAACAAUCAUCACAACAGAGUCUGCAGAUAAACAAACAUCCAUAUCAUUUGCUCAAACAACAAUCAUUGAUUCAAAGACAACUGCCAAAGAUAGUACAGUGACAGAUCAACAAACAAGCUCAAUUUCAAUCCCUGUCACUUCCGAUAAAGGAUCUUUUGACAGUGAAGCCACACAUGAAAAUAUUGCUCAAAACACAAUGACAGAUGAGAAUGUUAGAACAACAAUAACAUCUGAUGUCACAGUCUCUAAUGCUCCUCUCCUCAGCAUAGAAGGAAAAAAGGAUGAUGGUGUAUCUUUCAACACAUUUAAACAUAAAAAAGGAGCUCACUCGAUUCAUCUCAUUGCAAUAAUUGGUAUUGUUCUGCCACUUCUUCUAUCUGUGCUUCUGAUCGUCAUGUUGUGGAAUAAAAGAUACUAUUACAAGCAUAUUGGUUUUGUGUAACACAAACAGGACAUUAAGAAGAAUUAAUCGUGAACUGAGUUCCAUAAAAGAGUGAACAUACUAAGAACAUUGAUUAGUAAGUCAGCCAAUGCAUUGGAGAUGAUUAAUUUGAGGGAAGUUAAAGCAAUCUCAGGUAGUCUAGGACUUUGAAGCAAACUUCAUCUUCUUGUACUUUGAAUAUUAAGGGGAACCUUACAAAUAC